CAGGGGCAGGGCCAGCACCCCCCUGUGUGUCCCCUUGUCCCUCCCUGUCCCCCCCCUACCCCACCCGGGGCCGAUUUGGGGUCUCCCCGCCCCGCCGGCCGCGGGGCCCGGCGCGGUCCCUCCCCGCGAUGAGCUCAGCCCGGCGGCGCGUAGGGGCGGGCGGCCCCGGCCAUGCGGAGCCGGGACGGGAGGAGGAGGAGGAGGAGGUGGCGGUGCCGGUGGCCGAGCAGGGCCCUGCCUAAGCUGCGGCGGGGCCCCAUGGGCCUGGGGAAGCCGGCGGGUCCCCGGGGUAGGGUAGGGUAAAGGGUCCGGGGGGGGGUGUUUCCCCCCGCCCGCCCCGCCGCCAUGUACACCUUCGUGGUGCGGGACGAGAACAGCAGCGUCUACGCCGAGGUCUCCCGGCUGCUCCUGGCCAGCGGGCAGUGGAGGCGGCUCAGGAAGGACAACCCCCGCUUCAACCUGAUGCUGGGCGAGAGGAACCGGCUCCCCUUCGGCAGGCUGGGCCACGAACCCGGACUUGUGCAGCUGGUGAAUUACUACAGGGGAGCCGACAAGCUGUGCCGCAAAGCAUCCCUGGUGAAGCUAAUCAAGACGAGCCCUGAGCUAUCGGAGUCCUGCACGUGGUUCCCCGAGUCCUAUGUGAUUUACCCAACCAACCUGAAGACUCCCGUGGCUCCGGCACAGAACGGGAUUCGCCAUCUCAUAAACAACACAAGGACAGAUGAGAGGGAGGUCUUCUUGGCAUCUUACAACAGGCGGCGGGAAGGCAAAGAAGGCAACGUGUGGAUUGCCAAGUCCUCAGCUGGUGCCAAAGGGGAAGGGAUCAUGAUAUCUUCAGAGGCUGGAGAGCUCCUAGACUUCAUCGAUGAGCAGGGACAAGUGCAUGUGAUCCAAAAAUACCUGGAGAAGCCUCUUCUUUUGGAGCCAGGGCAUCGCAAGUUCGACAUCAGGAGCUGGGUUCUCGUGGAUCAUCAAUAUAAUAUCUACCUCUACAGAGAGGGUGUCCUGCGGACCUCUUCCGAACCAUAUAACAGUGCUAAUUUCCAGGACAAAACCUGCCACUUGACCAAUCACUGCAUUCAGAAGGAAUAUUCCAAAAAUUAUGGGCGGUAUGAGGAAGGGAAUGAAAUGUUCUUCGAGGAGUUCAACCAGUAUCUGAUGGAUGCCCUGAACACAACGCUUGAGAAUAGCAUCUUACUGCAAAUCAAACACAUAAUAAGAAGCUGCCUUAUGUGUAUAGAGCCUGCAAUCAGCACAAAGCAUCUUCACUACCAGAGCUUCCAGCUCUUUGGCUUUGACUUCAUGGUUGAUGAGGAGCUGAAAGUCUGGCUCAUAGAAGUCAACGGGGCUCCAGCUUGUGCCCAGAAGCUGUAUGCAGAACUCUGCCAAGGAAUUGUGGAUGUAGCCAUCUCUAGCGUUUUCCCCCUCGCUGACACAGGGCAGAAGAUGAGCCAGCCGUCACCGAUCUUUAUCAAGCUGUGAUGACCACGGGAACGCGUCUGCUGUGCGUAGGGAGAGACUGCACCCACUGGGUCAGCACUGUUCGAUGGCUUAUCUCAGUAUCAUGCCAAAAAGUGAUAGGGACAGACUUCUUUUUUGUUCUGGAAAAUCAUGGGGAAAAAAAAAACAACAAAACAGGCAUCCACACAGAGCAGCGAUGAGCCAGAGCUGCUGAGACAACUCUGCCUGCAUUCACCAAAAUCCACUUUAGAAACAGCUCAUGUGACUUUGAUACCUGAAACAAAUCUCUCUGGGAGAACAGCAAGAUAACCUUACGAUGAAACCCCAACAGGGAUACUAUAAUACUGUAUUAGCUCCUCCUUUUCUAUAGCGAUAACAUUGUGGGUUUUUUUUUAAGGCAGUUGAGUGAAGAGUACGAUGGUCUUCCAGGA
Messenger RNA from Anas platyrhynchos (mallard), 1892 nucleotides. The record is from RefSeq and is a predicted model, not a curated record. Lineage: Eukaryota; Metazoa; Chordata; Aves; Anseriformes; Anatidae.